This is a messenger RNA of Melampsora larici-populina 98AG31, 807 nucleotides long. RefSeq lists its product as uncharacterized. The record is from RefSeq and is a predicted model, not a curated record. Gene Ontology annotation, biological process: gluconeogenesis; pyruvate metabolic process. Gene Ontology annotation, cellular component: cytoplasm. The transcript has a single exon. Gene Ontology annotation, molecular function: metal ion binding; pyruvate carboxylase activity; ATP binding. NCBI's taxonomy places the organism in Eukaryota, Fungi, Basidiomycota, Pucciniomycetes, Pucciniales, Melampsoraceae. The annotation marks the transcript as partial.
GGAAAUGUGAUCCAUCUUUUCGAACAUGAUUGCUCGCUUCAACGUCGUCACCAAAAGGUCGUCGAGCUUGCUCCUGCUUCGGAGUUGACCGACGAAGUGCGCUCGAAGAUCUUGGAGGAUGCGAAGAAGUCAGCAUCAGCUGUAAAUUACUGUAACGCGGGGACUGCCGCGUUCCUUGUUGAUCAACAGGGUCGUCACCAUUUCAUCGAGAUUAAACCUCGUAUUCAAGUGGAGCAUACUAUCACCGAAGAAAUCACUGGAAUCGAUAUUGUCGCAGCUCAAAUCCAAAUUUCAGCUGGUGCUACCCUUGCGGAUUUAGGUCUCACUCAAGAUGUGAUUACAAAGCGUGGAUAUGCUAUUCAGUGCCGUGUGACCACUGAAGACCCAGCGGCAGGUUUCCAACCAGACACCAGCAAGAUCGAAGUCUACCACUCAACCGGAGGUAACGGUGUCGGACUGGAUGCUUCCUCCGGGUUCGCGUUACCUAUCCACGUUCACUCUCACGAUACUGCCGGGAUCUCCCUCGCGAAGAUGCUGCAAUGCGCUCGAUCAGGUGCCGAUGUCGUUGAUUGUGCAAUCGACAGCAUGUCUGGAAUGACCUCCCAAUGUGCUAUGGGCGCUUUGUGCGCUGGGCUUGAGCAAAACGGUCUCGGGACUGGAAUCCGCUACGACAACGUCCAAGUUUUGAAUGUAUGUGUUCCAAGUUUACAAUUCAAAUUUUUGAACCUGUUUACUGAUAAAAGCGGACCUGUCUCCACAGCUCUACUGGUCUCAAUGCCAAAUGCUUUACAGCUGUUUCGAUGCUGA